This is a messenger RNA of Lytechinus variegatus (green sea urchin), 824 nucleotides long. RefSeq lists its product as uncharacterized. Bases 122 to 652 code for a protein of 176 amino acids. The record is from RefSeq and is a predicted model, not a curated record. NCBI's taxonomy places the organism in Eukaryota, Metazoa, Echinodermata, Echinoidea, Temnopleuroida, Toxopneustidae. The transcript has 5 exons.
UUCUGAUUGUCAGGCAGGAGACUCACAACGUUCCUAUUCGGCAGGGAGAAACAGAAGUGGAAUUUCCUGCGUGAGGACAGAUUUUACAGGAAGUUCCAAGAAAGUCCUGUCAUCUUCCGAGAUGGCGGACAUCCCUACUCAGAUCAUGGACCAAGCAGUUCGGUCCUUCAAUGCUCAAGGAGAGAAAGAAGAGUUUCCAAGGAUACUAGGUUCGCCCGAAGAAGCAGUCAAGGCUGUCAAGGAGUUCCGUCGAUUGAAUUCGCUCGCGGAGACUCAAAAGAAGUUCGACGACCUUGACUUUACAAGUCCGGACGUCCUGUUGGAUAUAAAGAAAAUCAACCUUAACCUGAGCAUAACUGCCCUUGAGAAUGUUGGCCUGCAUCACGCGACACCGUUGUUUGGACUCGAUAAAAUUCCAAACCUGAUGAUGGCCGUCGGUUCUGCGUAUCGUGGCUGCCCCGAGAUUAAGGAAAUCUUUUUAGAAUUCGGGGAGGGUCAAUCUCUGCACGCACCUCCACCUCACCUCAUGGCGGUCGGUGAUGCGAUCCCAGAUCUUCAACUGGUGUCCUUGGCUGGGAAAGCCAUGACACUUUCUGAUCUUCAUAUCAACAAGGAUAGACCGAUGAUGAUCUUGGCUUCAUCAGCCUCCUGACCCCCGCUCAGGGCCUGUGUAGUAGGUGGCACGCUUGCAGGAAUUGUUCGCGACUACCGAGGCCGGGUCGAUUUCCUCGCCGUCUACCUCGCCGAAGCUCACCCGAAGGGGGGAUGGACGAGGGGAACCAAAUUAAGUUCGAGGGAACAACAUCGAUCACUUCAAGAAAGAA